Molecule: messenger RNA, 413 nt
Organism: Mustela lutreola (European mink)
Lineage: Eukaryota; Metazoa; Chordata; Mammalia; Carnivora; Mustelidae
Product: large ribosomal subunit protein eL39
Exons: 1
Coding region: 59-214 (51 amino acids)
Biological process (GO): translation
Cellular component (GO): ribosome; cytosolic large ribosomal subunit
Molecular function (GO): structural constituent of ribosome
Source: RefSeq, a predicted model, not a curated record
CGCUUCCUUUCUCUUUUUCGCCGCCAUCCUGCUGUGUGCUGCGCGCUGUUAAUUGACCAUGUCUUCUCACAAGACUUUCAGGAUCAAGCGAUUCCUGGCCAAGAAACAAAAGCAGAAUCGUCCCAUUCCCCAGUGGAUUCGGAUGAAAACUGGUAAUAAAAUCAGGUACAACUCCAAGAGGAGGCACUGGAGGAGAACCAAGCUGGGUCUCUAAGGCGUCCCACAUCAUGUGAUGACACACCUAAUUGGCACCACGUAUUUAAUUAAGCUACUUGAGGAUCAUGUGUUCUAUUCCAUCACCCUGUAAACACCUUUCUGCCUGGCCAAUAGAUACCAUUUAUCAGCGAAAGAUUUUUCUGUUACUAUAGCUCUGCACUAGUGGGUUGGUUUGGUAAUAAACGUGAGGCCUUUGA